Messenger RNA from Fonsecaea erecta, 906 nucleotides. RefSeq lists its product as hypothetical. Bases 1 to 906 code for a protein of 301 amino acids. Lineage: Eukaryota; Fungi; Ascomycota; Eurotiomycetes; Chaetothyriales; Herpotrichiellaceae. The record is from RefSeq and is a predicted model, not a curated record. The transcript has a single exon.
AUGGACUCGAAGCUCGACGUCCCCGCACCAGAACGGCAUUACGAAUCCGACGUCUCUGAGGGCUACGACAUGCCGCCACCGGCCUACCGCCGGAACUCGGAAUCGUCCACGGAGCGGUCACUGUACGACGAGAAGGACGAGGUGAUGUUCGCCGGCGGUCAAGGUCCGGCGCACGCCAACCCCGUGCGGGAAUACGGCUGGUACCAUCCGCGGGUGCUGACGCGGGGGCUUGUGAUCACGGACACUGCGGCGUCAACGCCCACGAGCAAGGCGCCGCUGUACUAUGUCGAGGUAUCCGAGUUCGCGCUCAAGAAGCCCGACGUGAUCCUGCAUGCGCUCCCACCCACCACGGGCAUGACCAACGACCUCGAGCACCUCGCCAACACGGGUGAGUCGGGCCCCGUGGUCGGCGUGGCGCACUUCCCUAAGCUGUCUCGCCACAUCCAAGUCGGGCUGGGCGACCCGUCGUCCCGUGCGGCGGCCAUGACCUAUGUCGAGGUGCGCAACGCCAAUCUGCUUACGCACGGCGAGUACCACAUGGCGCUGGACGGGCGGACGUACGCGUGGAAACGCACACACGCGGCCUCGGCGGGGGUCGAGGGCGGGAGCAGUGCGGCGCGCCUCAUGCAUCACGAGAGCUUCCAGCUGAUCGACAUGGGCACGCAGGCGGUGGUCGCGGUGUUCCUGGACAACAAGUUCAAGAGCUGGCGGAAGAAGGGCAAGUUGCGCAUCUUCCAGAAUCUCGACGACGACGGCGUCCAUGCCCUCGGCAGUGGCGGCGGCGACCCCCAGCGACAGCGGCUCAGGCUGCUCAUCUUCCUCAGCAUCGCGGCCAUCCUGGAAAAGGCCCGUCGCCGGGCUAAUCGCAGGCGCAAUAACUCUGGGGGCGGCGGUGGUGGGCCCUGA